Salvelinus fontinalis (brook trout) is the source of this 9499-nucleotide messenger RNA. RefSeq names its product cyclic AMP-dependent transcription factor ATF-7-like. Gene Ontology annotation, molecular function: DNA-binding transcription factor activity, RNA polymerase II-specific; cAMP response element binding. The record is from RefSeq and is a predicted model, not a curated record. Lineage: Eukaryota; Metazoa; Chordata; Actinopteri; Salmoniformes; Salmonidae. Bases 4158 to 5735 code for a protein of 525 amino acids. The transcript has 11 exons. Gene Ontology annotation, biological process: regulation of transcription by RNA polymerase II.
UCUAUCUAGCAUAUACUGGCAUAGAUAGAUGAAUACUGGCAUAUAUACAGUUGAAGUCGGAAGUUAACAUACACUUAGGUUAGAGUCAUUAAAACUCGUUUUUCAACCACUCCACAAAUUACUUGUUAACAAACUAUAGUUUUGGCAAGUCGGUUAGUACGUCUACUUUGUGCAUGACACAAGUCAUUUUUCCAACAAUUGUUUACAGACAGAUUAUUUCACUUAUAAUUCACUGUAUCACAAAUUCCAGUGGGUCAGAAGUUUACAUACACUAAGUUGACUGUGCCUUUAAGAGCUUGUAAUAAAAGGUGCAAUAAAAGGACGGAGACGGUGUGUUAAUAGUGUUUAAUUAAGGUGCUAUAAGGGUACAGAGACUGGAGACAAUGUGUUAAAACCUCUUAUGGAUCAAAUCCCGUUAACGGGAUAGAUUUGACAACAUCCGGUGAAAUUGCAGAGCGAGGAAUUCAAAUUACAGAAAUAUAAAUAUUUAACUUUCAUGGAAAAUACAGGUGUCAUACAUCAAAAUAAAGCUUCAUUUCUUGUUAAUCCAGCCGCUGUGUCAGAUUUCAAAAAGGCUUUACGACGAAAGCACACCAUGCGAUUAUCUGAGGACAGCGCCCCUCAUACAAAAGCAUGAAAAACAUUUUUCAACCAGGCAGGUGCGCCACAAGUCAGAAAUAGCAAUAUAAUAAAUGCCUUACCUUUUGAACAUCUUCUUCUGUUGGCACUUAAAGGUCCCAGCUACAUCACAAAUGGUCCCUUUGUUCGAUAAAUUCCUUCUUUAUAUCCAUAACUCAGUUUAGCUGGCGUGCUUCAUUCAAUAAUCCACCGGUUUCCCUCCUUCAAAAUGCAUACAAAAUGAAUCCCAAACGUUACCAAUAAACUUCUCCAAACAAGUCAAACAACGUUUAUAAUCAAACCGCAGGUCCCCUAAUACGUAAAUAAACAAUACAAUUUAAGACGGAGAAUCGUUAUUGUCUUUACCGGAGAUAAAUAACAAAGAACGCGCUCUCAUCCACUCGCAUAAACACUACAGCCAAAAUGUAGGCCACUUAGGAAAAACUACAAAUUCUAGCAAAUUUUUCCAAAAACAAGCCUGAAACUCUUUUUGUAAAGACGUGACAUCUAGUGGAAGCCCUAGCAAUUACAAUCUUGGAGGUUUUGGCCUCAUAAUAAACAUGAUAGCCUUUGGAAACAGUGGUAGGCUGAACAUUUCUUUUUUUUGGAUGGUUUGUCCUCGGGGUUUUGCCUGCCAUAUCAGUUCUGUUAUACUCACAGACAUUAUUUUAACAGUUUUAGAAACUUUAGAGUGUGUUUUCUAUCCAAAUCUACCAAUUAUAUGCAUAUCCUAGCUUCUAGGCUUGAGUAACAGGCAGUUUACUUUGGGCAUGCUUUUCAUCCGGACGUCAAAAUACUGCCCCCUAGCCCAAAGAGGUUAAACAGCUUGGACAAUUCCAGAAAAUUGUCAUGGCUUUAGAAGCUUCUGAUAGGCUAUUUGACAUAAUUUGAGUCAAUUGGAGAUCAUUUGAGUCAAUUGGAGGUGUACCUGGCCUAACUUAAGGCCUAACUUCAAACUCAGUGCCUCUUUUUUUUUUUGUUGACAUCAUGGGAAAAUCAGAAGAAAUUGUAGACCUCCAGAAGUGUGGUUCAUCCUUGGGAGCAAUUUCCAAACGCCUGAAGGUACCACGUUCAUCUGUACAAACAAUAGUACGCAAGUAUAAACACCAUGGGACCACGCAGCCAUCAUACUGCUCAGGAAGGAGACACGUUCUGUCUCCUAGAUAUGAACCUACUUUGGUGCGAAAAGUGCAAAUCAAUCCCAGAACAACAGCAAAGGACCUUGUGAAGAUGCUGGAGGAAACAGGUACAAAAGUAUCUAUAUCCACAGUAAAAAGAGUCCUAUAUCAACAUAACCUGAAAGGCCAACUCAACAAGAAAGAAGCCACUGCUCCAAAACCGCCAUAAAAAAGCCAGACUACAGUUUGCAACUGUACAUGGGGACAAAGAUCGUACUCUUUGGAGAAAUGUUCUCUGGUCUGAUGAAACAAAAUUAGAACUGUUUGGCCAUAAUGACCAUCGUUAUGUUUCGAGAAAAAGGGGGGAGGCUGCAUCAUGUUGUGGGGGUGCUUUGCUGCAGGAGGGACUGGUGCACUUCACAAAAUAGAUGGCAUCGUGAGGAAGGACAAUUAUGUUGAUAUAUUGAAGCAACAUCUCAAGACAUCAGUCAGGAAGUUAAAGCUUGGUCGCAAAUGGGUGUUCCAAAUGGACAAUGACCCCAAACAUACUUCCAAAGUUGUGGCAAAAUGGCUUAAGGACAAGAAAGUCAAGGUAUUGGAUUGGCCAUCACAAAGCCCUGACCUCAAUCCCAUAGAAAAUUAGUGGGCAGAACUGAAAUAGCGUGUGCAAGCAAGGAGGCCUACAAACCUGACUCAGUUACACCAGCUUUGUCAGGAGGAAUGGGCCAAUCUUCAACUUAUUGUAGGAAGCUUGUGGAAGGCUACCAAAAUGUUUGACCCAAGUUAAACAAUUUAAGGGCAAUGCUACCAAAUACUAAUUGAGUGUGUGUAAACUGCUGACCCACUGGGAAUGUGAUGAAAGAAAUACAAGCUGAAAUAAAUCAUUCUCUCUACUAUUACUCUGACAUUACACAUUCUUAAAAUAAAGUGGUCAUCCUAACUGACCUAAGACAGGGAAUUUUUACUAGGACUAAAUGUAAGGAAAUGUGAAAAACUGAGUUUAAAUGUAUUUGGCUAAACUUCCGACAUCAUCUGUAUAUACUACAGCUAGCCUACCAGCAGAACAUCCUGGCUGCUCCGACUACAGCUAGCCUACCGGCAGAACAUCCUGGCUGCUCUGACUAUAGCUAGCCUACCGGCAGAACAUCCUGGCUGCCCUGACUACAGCUAGCCUACCGGCAGAACAUCCUGGCUGCUCUGACUACAGCUAGCCUACCGGCAGAACAUCCUGGCUGCUCUGACUACAGCUAGCCUACCGGCAGAACAUCCUGGCUGCUCCGACUACAGCUAGCCUACCGGCAGAACAUCCUGGCUGCUCUGACUACAGCUAGCCUACCGGCAGAACAUCCUGGCUGCUCCGACUACAGCUAGCCUACCGGCAGAACAUCCUGGCUGCUCCGAUUACAGCUAGCCUACCGGCAGAACAUCCUGGCUGCUCCGACUACAGCUAGCCUACCGGCAGAACAUCCUGGCCGCUCUGACUAUAGCUAGCCUACCAGCAGAACAUCCUGGCUGCUCUGACUAUAGCUAGCCUACCAGCAGAACAUCCUGGCUGCCCUGACCACAGCUAGCCUACCAGCAGAACAUCCUGGCUGCCCUGACUACAGCUAGCCUACCAGCAGAACAUCCUGGCUGCCCUGACUAUAGCUAGCCUACCAGCGGAACAUCCUGGCUGCUCUGACUACAGCUAGCCUACCAGCAGAACAUCCUGGCUGCUCUGACUAUAGCUAGCCUACCAGCAGAACAUCCUGGCUGCUCUGACUACAGCUAGCCUACCAGCAGAACAUCCUGGCUGCUCCGACUAUAGCUAGCCUACCAGCAGAACAUCCUGGCUGCUCUGACUACAGCUAGCCUACCAGCAGAACAUCCUGGCUGCUCCGACUAUAGCUAGCCUACCAGCAGAACAUCCUGGCUGCUCUGACUACAGCUAGCCUACCAGCAGAACAUCCUGGCUGCUCCGACUAUAGCUAGCCUACCAGCAGAACAUCCUGGCUGCUCUGACUACAGCUAGCCUACCAGCAGAACAUCCUGGCUGCUCUGACUACAGCUAGCCUACCAGCAGAACAUCCUGGCUGCUCUGACUAUAGCUAGCCUAUCAGCAGAACAUCCUGGCUGCUCCGACUACAGCUAGCCUACCGGCAGAACAUCCUGGCUGCUCCGACUACAGCUAGCCUACCGGCAGAACAUCCUGGCUGCUCUGACUACAGCUAGCCUACCGGCAGAACAUCCUGGCUGCUCUGACUACAGCUAGCCUACCGGCAGAACAUCCUGGCUGCUCUGACUACAGCUAGCCUAUCAGCAGAACAUCCUGGCUGCUCUGACUACAGCUAGCCUACCAGCAGAACAGCAGUAUCUCUGCUUUGUUGUUUUCUGGACUAGCCUACUGGAUGACCAACAGAACCGAUUGAGGAAAUAAAAUAAAUGACAACAAUGUUCUCUUCUUUUCCUCCCCCACAGUUACAUUGCAAGCUAUUUGCAAAGAUGGGGGACGACCGGCCUUUCGUGUGCAGCGCUCCCGGCUGUGGACAGAGGUUUACCAACGAGGACCACCUGGCUGUACACAAACACAAGCAUGAGAUGAGUCUAAAGUUUGGCCCUGCCAGGACAGACUCUGUCAUUAUCCAAGACCAGACCCCUACUCCCACUCGCUUCCUGAAGAACUGUGAGGAGGUGGGGCUGUUCAACGAGCUGGCUAGCUCCUUCGCUGAGGAGUUCAGGAAGGCCCAGGAGGAUGACGACAAGCGGGCCAAGAACCCUCUGCCUGCCCCCCACAGAGAGGUGGCCCUACACAUGAGCCUGCAGACACCGUCAGCAGAAGCCAUGAGGGUGAAGGAGGAAAAGCCUGUGGAGGUUGACUCUUCCCCGCCAGGAAGUCCUGAUUCCUUCUCCAGCAUGUCAGACAGCAGCAGGGAUGCCAUGGACACUCCCCCGAGAUCAGUGCUGAGUUCUGCCCCCACCAUCAUGAGGCACGGUGCCCUCCCUAUGCGUCCCAGACCAGGCUCUCUGCCCCUCCACUUAGGCUUUGACGCCCUGCAGCCCACCAUGCCUUCACCCACCUCCGUCAUCACACCCACCCCACCCUCCAACCGCACCCUGCUGGGCUCUCCCACUGGCCACUACCCCGUGAUGAUGCACCUUACCAAUGGGCUCCUGCCUGGUCCUAUGCAGAUACCCUCUGUCAUUUCUCUGGCCCGGCCCAUGCACAUGGUGCCCAACAUUCCCGGCAUCCCUGGUCCUCCUCUGGGAGGCGGCAGCAGCGGCUCCCACUCCACGUACACCACACACUCUGAGGCCAAGAUGAGGCUGAAGGCAGCACUAGCACAGCAGAGUUUAGGGGGUCAGAUGGGGGGUGUGGCCGGCAGCCCCAUCCACCCCCAGAGAAUGGAGCAGAGCCAGCUAUUGGUGCAGCACCCAGACGCACCCUCCCCCGCACAGCCACAGGUGUCUCCGGCUCAGCCUACCGGUGGACGGCGGCGGCGUGCGGUGGGGAACGACCCGGACGAUAGACGACAGCGUUUCCUGGAGCGGAACCGGGCAGCCGCCUCACGCUGCCGACAGAAACGCAAAGUCUGGGUCAACUCCCUGGAGAAGAAGGCCGAGGAGCUCUCCUCCAUGAACGUCUCCCUGGCGAAUGAGGUGUCUCUACUGAGGAACGAGGUGGCUCAUCUCAAACAGCUGCUGCUGGCUCAUAAGGACUGCCCUGUCACCACUCUACAGAAGAGCAUGGGAGAAGACAGCAUAAUGAAAGACGUGUCGGAGCCCACCGGCUCCCCAGCACCCGUCAUCCAGCACAGCUCCCUGCCCAGUCCCUCUCCUUCCUCGGGCCCCAAUGGGAUAAGUAUCCGGGCGGCCGCCGAGGCCAUGUCAGUGCUGGCUAGGAUGGGUCAACACCAGCAGCACCAGCAGAGGAGAGAAGAGAGGGAUGGAGGGAGAGAUGUGAGGGAUGGACCCUCCUCCCACGUCAUCAUGGCCACACAUUGGCACCACUCUGCCAGAUGAUGAGCGUAUCACACACCACAGCCCGGGACUGUACGGCUCACACAGCACCAGGCACCACCCUACACGGGCAGGAGGAGAGCACAGGAGAGGGUAGAGGAGGAAGAGAGCAACUCAAAAAAAGUCACACCUUCCUAGUCAAAUAAACCUUCUCAGGUGAGCAGAGGAGUAGUUACAUGAUACAAUCCUCCCUCCUCUACUCUCUGCCCGUGCUGUGGCGGACAUUUUUGUGUCAGCCACUUUUGUGUCAGGCCUGGAGCCUUGCUGGAGCUCAGCAACAACAGCCUUCUGGGAAUGGACCGGGACGAUAGAAGAGGAAGAGCUUCCUGUUCUGUUCAAUAUGCCAUAUAUAGACUACAUAUAGGGGCUGGACUCAACUCCCCUCAAGCCAUCCUCAAGCCCUUAUGAACUUCACUGGACUGUAGGACUGCAUAGCAUCGUCCCGAGUGUCGUAACUGUCAUUGUGAUAAACUUGGACACUCAGACUCUAACACACAGUAACACACAGAUACCAGACACAUAUACUCAGCGUAAACAUUGAAUUGAUUCAUGUUUGUUGUUUAUCAAGUGAUAUACCAAAGCCCUGAUCACUGCAGGGGUCCGUACUAUUGUAACAGGCGGUUGUGGCCUUGCUCUCCUGCACAUGUUGACACGUUUUAUUCACACACAAAAAUGGGUUUUAAUGAUUGAAGCUCCAACUCCAUAGAUGCAAUAGUUUUGUAUACUCUAAAAUAUUUUCAAUUUGGUCUGUUGAAUCCCUAGCAGUUUUGUAAGCAAUUACAUUUCGAGUAUCUGUCGCAGUUGUUCACGAAAAAGCUUGACCUCAUUUUUAGCCCUGUAUGAUACAUUUUAUAUAGCGUGUGUGUGUGUGUGGGGUGUGUGUAUGUACAUCAAUGUAUGUACAUCAAGCAGUUUGUUUAUUCAAGGUCUGAUAAAACAAGAUCUGAUUUGGUAGCAUUUGACUUCUUGUUAUAUUAGCGUCUUUGUUGUAUUCCUGUGCAGCUUUCUUUUACAACUUUAGCGGCACAUUACUAUUUGCAGCUUGGGACAUAGAGAACCAAAUUAUCUUUUGUGUGACAGAAACAGAAAGCUAAAAAUAAUGUAUUUAGUGUACACUCAUUUACAAAUGAUUUAUACACUUAAGUGUUUUUCAAAGAAAGGCUUUUCACUUUUAGCUUCAGAAUCUCUUUGGGACUGCAUCUGACUAAACAAAUCCAACCUCCUCUCCUCUGUCUAACCAUUUGCUCUUUCCCAUGCAAUUUUUGUAUUUAUUUGUUUCUAAAUGUAUGUCAUUACCAUCGUUUAUGAAAUCUUAUCUGAUAGAAAGCUUUUUCUAACUGGCCUUUGUAACCCUCGUCUGUUUCCUGAACCUUCUCGGUGUGGUGCUUCAUCCUUGCUGCUUUCUGGAGCGUGAUUGGCUGCUCUUAAGUCUCCAGGGUCGCGUUCAUUAGGUACCAAACAGGACAAAACGGACUGAAAUAACAAGGCAUGUGCUCAUUUUCAUUUGCCGUUGCAAAACGUUAUGAAACGUUUACCAUUGAGUGCACUAAUGAACACAAACCUGUCUGGUCUUUACUAAUGACUCUAUCCAAAACAAAGCCAUGUUACUCUUUAGCCGAGCGUGUAUGUGUGUGUUUUUACAGACAGCACUGACACAUCUGGACUCAGACAGAGACACACACUCAGACAGAGACACACACUGUUUGAAAACGAUUUUGCCUUAAAGAAUCACUUUCGUGCCUCCGACAUCCUCCUCAAAGAUUGGGUUGCAUGAAAAAACCUUAUGGGUCUGCCUUAGGAAGAAAAAAAGUUUAAAAAAAAUUAAAGGCCAUUAGCAAUGGGUAACAACUGAUUAGCUUUUUUUGCACGGUGAGAAUUUUUCGUAUUGUAGAUGCCUUAAAAAAAAAAUCAGGAGUAAAAUGUCACCAUGGCGUCUCACCACAUUAUCAUUGUUGUGUGUUGUACACUGCCAUCUAGUGGAGUAAUUUGACCUUCACCUUCUCUCACAAGGAUGGGAAAUGGAACUUUGAGGGAAAUUCUUUCAGAACUCCUAUGGCAGUCUCAGAACAGUUUAAAUUCUUCAGGGAUCUCCCCCCUAUUUAGUUUUAGACAUUUUGUUUUUAGAAAAACAAACCACCUAAACAAGUUAUUAAUCUUGUUGUUUUGUAUUUGUACAGAACUUCCCCCCCACCAUCGAUCUAAUUAUGUGUAACCAUUUGCAGUGUUUAAUCCUGCAGAAAUAACUAGGGUAUCAGUCCCAAAAACAUAAGCGCAUGUCUAAAUGCACUCAAAUAUGCAGGUUUAUCGUUAAUUAUUUGUUUAGUUUUUAAAGUUUUUGUGUCAACUUUGGUUUGUCCUGAAUACAGGUUCUCUUUCAGUAACAUCAAAAGUUUGCUAUUUCUUUUGUCUUGAUAAUGUAUUUUAUACAUAAUGGGAUUGUUUCCGGAUCCAGAUUAAGCUUAGUUCUACACUAAAAAGCAUGUUCAAUGGAGAUACUUCUUAGUCCAGCUAGAUUCAAUCUGUGUUCAGGAAACUGGCCCAACAAGGAUUGCUACUCAGUAACUACUGACACAUCUCACAUGACUGAACCGCUUUCUACUACAGUCCCAAUAGUAAACCCUAUUCCCGAUUUUAUUACACUACUUUUGACCAGGGCUCUGUACUAUAUAGGGAAUAGGGUGCGAUUUGGUAUGCUACCCUACAGUGACCGUCCCAAUGGUGACCCUGUCAGGCGUUGUGUAGUACUCUGAGCUGGCACUAGCUAGCUGUCCCUUUUAUAAAUAGACGAUUGUUCAUAUGAAAUGGAAAAAAACUCAACUUUAUUUAGCUUUCAUGUCAGUUAAUUGUCAUUGGCACUUUGUUCUUCUCUUUUUUUUUUUUCUCCUCCAGUAUUUUUUAAAUUGCGUGCUAUUGUCACGAGGACUAUAUACAAAUACUCUGGCAUGAUAAACGCUUCUUCUGUUAUACAUUUUUGUGUUGUAAUGAUAAGAUAUAGAAAUGUAUUUGUUUUAGUACAUCAAGUUCUUUUUGAUUUUUCCUAUCAAAAAGACUUGCUGUAACCCAACUGUUUGUAUCAGCCGGACUACGCCGGAACCAUAGAAUUGGAAUCAUGAUUCUAAUCCUAUGGCUGGAAACUCUGCUUUGUCUGGACUGCUUGUUACUGACAAAUCAACUUAGUUUUUUUGACAUUGUUUUCAUGGAAAUCUGUUUGUUUACCCCUCUCAAAAUAUGAAGUUGUUGUGAACAAGUAACAGAAUUGUAUAAGAAAAAUAACAAUUUUACCUAUGAAGACAAUUGGAAAAGUUGCAAUUUGUUUUGUAUUUAAAUUUUUCAUUCACACUCCCAUGAAAGAAUUGUUGGACUGAUCAUUUUUGAAAUUGUCAUUAUUGUACUGUACAUAUCUGUACUAGGCUAUAUGAAUAUAUUUACUUUUCCAUGCAUGUCUAAGUGAAACUACUAUGAACACUUACCGUGCUGCAGCUUUAAUUAAACAAAUAACUUAAUGGAUAUCAAACGUUUCUGUAAUAUUUGAUUCAGACAAUUUAACAAUAGAUUCUCUUAAUUCAUUUCAAUCUCAAUUUAAAGGGGUUUAUUGGCAUGGGAAACAUAUGUUUACAUUGCCAAAGCAAGUGAAAUAAACAAUAAACAUCACUCACAAGGUCAAAAGGGUUUAGAGAUGUUUUGAAUGUUAUUGUCUAUAUAGUGUUGUAAUGAUGUGCAAAUAGUUUAAGUACAAAGGGGAAAAUAAAUAUGGGUUGUAUUUACAA